AUGCCGCCCAGCCUUCCGAUCACUAUUACCGAUUGGGCCAGACUUCCUCUGGACCGGUUGCUGGCUGCAAACACCGGCGAGUGCCUGCCUGAGGGGGCGGUGCAGGCCGCACACGAGCUGCACAAGCAGGCCGUGGCGACGGUGCCCGCCUACCGCGCCUUCUGCUCCAGCGCGCAUCGGCGCGGGCGUGGCGCCGCCGGCAGCCAGCCGGACUGCACUGCUGCCGACGCAGAGCAGCCCUCAGCGCCGUGCUACAGCUGGCAGGAUGUGCCCUUCACCUCCAAGCAAAGCUACUUCCACCGCUGGCCGCUGCCCCAGCGCUGCACUGGCGGCACCAUCGGCGCCGCAGACUUUGUGCACUGCAGCAGCGGCAGCAGCGGCCAGCCGACGCUGUGGGCCCGCAACGCUUUCGAUGAGCUGGCGGUAUGCGCCAGGUUUGAGCAGCUGUGCUGGGACAACUUAGAGGCGCACCGACAGCCCACCCUAGCGGUGGUUGCCUUUCCGCUGGGCAGCUGGGUGGGCGGCCUGUUCACCACGCUGUGCCUGCGCUUCCUCACGCUCAAGGGCUACCGCCUGACCACCGUGACGCCAGGCAACAAGGUGGGAGACAUCUUGUCGCUGGUCCAGGCGCUGGCGCCGCACCACAGCCAGACCCUGCUGCUGGGCUACCCGCCCUUCCUCAAGGGGGUGGCUGAUGCGGGGAUGGCAGCGGGGGUGCCGUGGGGCGAGUAUCGCAUGCGGCUGUGCCUGGCGGGGGAGGUUUUCAGUGAAGAGUGGCGCACGCUGAUGGCGCAGAGGCUGGGAAUGAAGGACAUUCUGCGGGAUGUGGUGUCACUCUAUGGGACGGCAGAUGCGGGCGUGAUUGGCAAUGAGACGCCGCUCAGUGUGGCCAUCCGGCGGUGGCUGGCGCAGCGGCCCGAGGCGGCGCGGCAGCUGUUUGGCGCAGAGCGGCUGCCCACCCUGCUGCAGUACGAUCCGUACUGCCGCAUGCUGGAGAGGCACCCAGAGGAUGGCACGCUGGUGGUUACGGCGACGGGGACGCCCAACACCGCUGCGCCGCUGCUGCGGUACUGCAUAGGCGAUACGGGCGGCUUGAUCUCUUAUGAAGACAUGCUGGCAUUCGUGAAAGAGCGUGGCUUUGUGCUGCCCGCCGACCUGCAGCCCAGGAGGCUGCCCUUUGCCUUUGUCUUCGGGCGGUCGUUCUGGACGGUGUCCGUUUUUGGCGCCAAUGUGUUUGUCGAGAAUGUCAUGAGCGGGCUGGAGCAGCCAGAGCUGACGGCGCUCACCACAGGCAAGUUUGUUCUGUUUGUGGAGGAGAGCGCUGACCUGGACAAGCAGCUGGCGGUGCGGGUGGAGCUUGCGCCGGGGGUGGCGCCCAGCGAGGAGCUGGCUGGCACCAUCCGGCGCGUGCUCCUGCGAGAGCUGCUGCGCCUCAACAGCGAGUAUGCGGCCUAUGUGCCCGCUGACAGGCAGCCGCCGCGCGUGCACCUGCUCGCCCACGGCGACCCUGCCUGGUUCCCAACCGGCGUGAAGCACCGAUACUGCUUGGGUUGAGCGGCGGCGGCGGCGGCAGUGGCAGCGGGUGGUCGGCACCGAGCGGCGGCAAGCUGAGAGCGCGACCAGCAUGCGGUCUUGGCUGGUGCACCCAGUCUGGGCUGGCCGCAGCACUGCAGCAGUGCCAGGCGUGGCAGUUCAUCCCGCCGCCUGCUGCCCAACCGAGCGGCGGCUGGGGGUGUGCCGCCGGUGUCCUCUGGCCUGCUGGCGCCAUUGCGAUGCGCUCCAGUCGGCGUGGGUUGCGUCAAUUGAGUCCCAGACCUGUAACCUGCCCCUCC
Messenger RNA from Chlorella variabilis, 1832 nucleotides. RefSeq lists its product as hypothetical. The transcript is spliced from 11 exons. The record is from RefSeq and is a predicted model, not a curated record. The coding region runs from base 1 to 1554 and encodes 517 amino acids. NCBI's taxonomy places the organism in Eukaryota, Viridiplantae, Chlorophyta, Trebouxiophyceae, Chlorellales, Chlorellaceae.